Messenger RNA from Ectocarpus siliculosus, 966 nucleotides. The record is from the annotation of a GenBank genome assembly. Lineage: Eukaryota; Phaeophyceae; Ectocarpales; Ectocarpaceae.
AUGGCAACGUCUGUUGCCCGACCUGGCGCCAAGGCCCCGUGCAUCAUCGACGCCUGCACCGACCCCAGCACCGACGCCUGCACCGACCCCAGCACCGACGCCUGCACCGACCCCAGCACCGACGCCUGCGCCGACGCUCGCACCGACGCCUGCGCCAACUCCGGCGCCCACUCUUGCGCCUACUCUUGCGCCGACGCCUGCACCGACGCCUGCACCGACCCCAGCACCGACCCCAGCACCGACGCCUGCGCCGACUUUGGCACCGACGCCUGGACCGACUCCGUCCCCGACUCCCGUGCCGACCCUUGCGCCGACCCUUGCGCCGACCCCAGCACCGACGCCUGCGCCAAUUCCGGCGCCCACUCCCGCGCCCACUCUUGCGCCGACGCCUGCGCCAACGCCUGCGCCGACGCCUGUGCCAACGCCAGUGCCAACGCCUGCAACAACGCUUGUACCGACCCCAGCACCGACGCCUGCACCGACGCCUGCGCCGACCCCAGCACCGACGCCUGCGCCCACUCUUGCGCCGACGCCUGCGCCAACGCCUGCGCCGACGCCUGCACCAACGCCUGCACCAACGCCUGCACCGACCCCAGCACCGACCCCAGCACCGACGCCUGCGCCGACUUUGGCACCGACGCCUGGACCGACUCCGUCCCCGACUCCCGUGCCGACCCUUGCGCCGACCCUUGCACCGACCCCAGUACCGACGCCUGCGCCAACGCCUGCGCCAACUCCUGCGCCAACGCCUGCACCAACGCCUACACCAACGCCUGCACCGACCCCAGCACCGACCCUAGCACCGACGCCUGCGUCGAUUUUGGCACCGACGCCUGGACCGACUCCGUCCCCGACUCCCGUGCCGACCCUAGCGCCGACCCUUACCAUGAUACCUGCGAUAUCUACACCGACAUCCAGGGGCUGGUCGGAAUGAACCACAAUGGCAUCGUCUGCUGUCCGGUCUAA